ACAACGUCGACCUACUCCCAAUGAUCAACGAAAGCUAGUAGUAGAGAAACAGGGAGGUAUCUCAAACUGUAACAAUCGAUCGCGAGGACCUCGCCGGCCUGGAUCUUUCGGCACGUAACGACCCCGACGACCUGCACGAACGCCCUCCACUUUCCGAGCUCUCUCUAUCGAGGAGCAGCUUCUUGUGAUCGCUACACCCAAUUGAACUCCUUCAGCUCGACUGCAGGCUACAGGACCGAUUCAUCGAGGUUUCCACUCCAAGAUGCCUCGACCGAACCUCUCCAGGCCUGACGAUAGGACCAUGUCUUACCUAAUUCCGCCUCCCACACCGAGGCCUGGUCUGAGGCAGAACGACGAGGAGGAGCGGAUGCCGCUGUUGAUGCCAUCAUCAGAUACCUUGGCCAACACACAAGUCUACGCCUUGAUACAUCUCAUUCGUGUGGAUGUUACUAGCCAUAUCGAUACUCCGUUGACUACCGAUCAAUUGCUCGCACCCGAUUCGACCUAUACUAUCGUCAGACCUCUGACGGAGAAAUACGCCUCGAUGGAGAACCACGCCAUCAUCUUCUGUCUACUUCUCAAUCGAGUACAGUUUCUCAAAGAUGCGACUCAGCUGUCCAUCAACACUCUGUCGAUGACGAGAGCGUCUUUAUGCGAGAUUCUUGCAAUCCGGGUCCUUCGCGGUUGGUCAGAACGUACACUAGCGUUGUCCAACCUCCUCCUCAUCCCCUGGGCACUCUUCCAAGGAGCUUCCCCGGCGGUCAUCGAACGGGCCAAGGAGGAAGGAGAUGACGACGAGGACUUGGCGGAGAGCGCGGGAAACGCUUUGGAAAUGGCCAUCUUGGGGAACGCGAAGAGGUUCAUCCGGAGUCCUAGUGCCCAAAAGGUUAUUGAGGGAAUAUGGAGCGGAAAGGUUAUCUACCAUGCCGUCAGCCAGCAUGCGAUGAUCUCAGAUAACUACAAGAAGAAACCUAUCCGGAUAUACAACCCUCACAAAGCGCCUCUCCUGGAUCAUUAUCGCCUGAAAGUGCCCAAAGUACGGGCCAUCCUGGAAUACACCAACUUUAUCAUCCUCUUCGUCCUCUACGUACAAGCACUGGAAGGUCUCAAUAAGAAAAAGGUGAACGUGCGGGAAUCGUUAUUCAUCGUAUAUGCGUUAGGGUUCACUUUGGACAAGCUUGCCGCGAUGCGGGAACAUGGUUUGAGAGUAUUCGCGGCCAAUCUCUGGAACGGAUUCGAUCUCGCCUUCAUCCUCAUCUACAUGGUAUAUCUUGUACUGAGGAUGUACGGUCUCAAACAUGGGGAAGAAUGGGCAAGAGAACUCAGUACUGAUUUCCUAGCGAUGGGUGCCGUCGGGAUGUUCCCUAGACUGGCUUUCGUAACGUUGAGCAAUAAUCUCAUGAUUCUGAGUCUAAGGAGCAUGAUGAGCGAGUUCUUCAUCUUGAUGAGUAUCGCGACCUUUUGUUUCUUGGGGUUCUCCUAUGCUCUGUGGACCCUGGGCGGUGGCGAAUACUCUUGGUCCCAGAUCGGAUGGUACUUGUUGGAGGUCUACUUCGGUCUGGAUGCCACCGGAUUUCGAUCAGCGUACAAGUUCCACCGUAUCCUGGGACCUAUUCUCAUGGUCUCCUUCGCCUGUCUCGCAAAUACAUUAUUGUUGACCGUCUUGGUGGCGAUCUUGAGUAACACCUUCGCGCACAUCAACGCAGAUGCUGCAGCAGAGUCCAUGUUCCGCCGAGCAGUGUCGACCUUGGAAUACGUCAAAGCAGAUUCCGUGUUCAGCUAUCAGUUACCGUUCAACCUGCUCGCAGUGAUUAUUAUGUUUCCCUUAUCCUUCAUCUUGACCCCUCGCUGGUUUCACAAGGUCAACGUGUUCAUGAUUCGGGCUACAUCAUUCCCGAUCUUACUCGCCAUCGCCGUUUACGAACGCCAGAAAUACCAUCCCGUACCUCUUGAUGAACGGAUCGAAAGAUGGUUUGACCGAAACGUGGGAACCUGGCCGAGAAGGUUGUGGAAUGGAGUGGUGGAUACGACCGGACUUGACAGUUUCGCUGGAGCUGGCCGUGAUAUCGAUAUCGUUUUCGAGAUUGAGAAGGAGAUCGGCGACUUUUAUCGAGGUUGGGAUGAUGAAGGCGCCCUAGAGGAAGAAGAGGAGUCAACCAGCGACGCGGACGAUGACAAGCGGCCCAGCGCAACCUCAACAACCUUGGAGCCGGCAGCGGCCUCAGCGACAACGGGAGACACCUCCCUAGUACCGUUUCCCAGGCUGUCUCCAGAAGCUAUGCCCCGAUCGGCGACCAUACCAGUUAGUAUGGGCGCUUCACCUAGCGGGACGGACGCAAUGAAAAAGCGGAGAGGCUCUCUGCCCAAUACCGAUCGAGCCAUCGACAUCUCCGCCCUCGCAUCCGGCUUAUCACCAAGGAAGCGCAGAGGGAGCAUCAUGGAGCCUAGCCCGUUAGCACGGCUAUUCGUGAGAUCGCCACCGCCCGAGCCACACCUUCCUAGGGUCCUUGGGCAUCGCUCGGCAAUGUCGGCAUCGUUGGGUCAAACCGGAACCCAGUUUCUCGCCAAUCCGCCCAUCAUUGCUGGCGAUCAUUACAGGCAUAAAUCCCUGUCAGGCAUGCCCAGUGCUCCAGCACCUUUGCAGACGAUUCCCUCAGGCAAGCGAGUUUCCUUCUCUCCCGUCAACUCUCGUACUAUGCCGGACAAGGACCAGAUCGCUACUGCAAGCGCUCUUGAAGAGGACCUAAUCACCAGGGAAGCGCGCCCGGACAUACACGCGAUGCAGGACAAAUUGAACAGUAUCGAACAGCAACAAAAGCAGAUAACUAAGAUGCUUCAGCGACUGCUGGCUACUAGUAGCUCUGCGGCUGCUGAGGGGCGGCGUAAUUCGAACUUGUCCAUAGACGAUGAUUGAGCGGAUGAUUCGGUUAUAUCUGGUUUCCAAAAAGUGUAUGAGUACAGCACCAUGUAGCGAUCAAUCAUGUAGCCAUUAUUAGUCAGAUGUAUAGGAAUUGGGCGGGUGCUUCUCCUCCUUGCGGUAGGCUGAAGAGCUCGUACAAGAACAGAGCUAUUCGUUCUGUUGACCCAUUCGGAGACACAAGUAAGCUAUG
Molecule: messenger RNA, 3110 nt
Organism: Filobasidium floriforme
Lineage: Eukaryota; Fungi; Basidiomycota; Tremellomycetes; Filobasidiales; Filobasidiaceae
Exons: 20
Coding region: 263-2914 (883 amino acids)
Source: RefSeq, a predicted model, not a curated record